GGCUUCAUCAGUUUUCGUUGUUUAAAAAUUAAAAUCAAAAUAAAAUUUAAAAUGGCGACCGGCGGAGAAGAGUUAAAUGCCGAACAAAUGGACAAACUGCUCCAAUUUCAAGAUCUGACAGGCAUUGAAGACUUUGAUAGAUGCAAAUCCAUUCUAAUCAGUCACCAAUGGAAUCUGGAAUCAGCAGUAGAAGACCGAUUUACAGAUCCCAGCCCACCCCCGCCACCUCCAAUGUUACCGCCCUCGCUGUCGACAACGCAUUACAACAACAACACGCUGCCGACGAAUCGAUUUCUCCGGCAGAGGAGGGAGAGACCACCACUUGUAAAUGUCAGCCCCCCUGAUCAAAGGUCAAUGGUAGACUAUAUAUUGGUAUUGGUAAGGGCCAAACAUAGGAAGUAUGUGAAGAAUGUGAAGGCGAUACCUGGUAUGCUGCAGCAUAGUAUGGUUGUGAUGGAUGUGACAUCAAAAGAAAUGGGGAGGAGGAAGAAGGAUAAAGUCCUUCUGAAGCUUCCAAAUGGAAUGAGGCUUGAGAGAAGGUUCGACAGACACGAAUCAAUACAGCACCUGCACGACUUCCUCUUCGUACACGAGAGCGCCCCGGAUGACUUCGAGAUCAUCCGCUCCCACCCAAGGAUCACCCUGCCAUGCCGCAAGCGACUGAACGCUUUCAUCGCUACCACCACGACCACCUCUUCGGAGGAUACUGCUGGUUGUCCUAGUAGUAGUAGUGGCGGUGGUAACGGGGGUAGUGUUGGUGUGGCCGGUGGUAGCGAUCUAAAUUUAAUAGACGAGUGUCCCACGUUUGAUGAGCUUGGAUUUGGCAAAUCGGAGCUGCUUUAUGUAUACCUUGGCCUAAGGUCAAUGAAGAGAGAACGUUGGUCACUCUACAUCGGCGUGACUAUGGCGUCUCUGCUGAUAUUUUUCUUCGCAUCCGGUCACAAGUCAGUUCUCAAAUUGAACUUCUUCGCCACACCCAACAUCUUUGAAACUUUCAGUGAAAAGUCUUCUCACAUUGUUAGUGAUACAAGCAGCUUUCGAAUCUCGAAAUUGAAACAGUCAGCAGUGUACUGUGAAGACCUAGUGGACGACUGGACAGCUUACAACAUGUCAAACAUUUACUAUGAACUGCUGCCAGCAUUCCAAGAGAGCUGCAAUACAGCAAAAGGAAGCUUGAGUGAGAGUGAAGGACACAGCGGGCAAGUGCCAGAACAAAGGAUGGUCAUGCACUACCUGGCGUCCACACCUUCCAUUAGAACCAUCUGCGAGACUGGAUUCAACUACGGACAUUCCAGCUUCAACUUUCUGACUUCAAACCUCAAAGCCAGCGUGUACUCUUUCGACCUGGGCAGUCAUAAAUACGCCCGCAAGAUGGCCGAACUGCUGCCAGGUCUCUUGAACUUGAAAGGCUUGCAAGGAGAGAGGUUGACCGUGAGGUUUGGUGACUCAACAGUUGAAGUGCCUAAGGCAAUAUCUGAAGGUAAAUUGCCAUUGUGUGAUUUGAUGUUUGUCGAUGGAGGUCACACUUAUCCCAUAGCCAGAGCUGACUUGUUAAACUUUGCAAGACAUUCAAACGAAGACAACCUAAUAAUUUUUGAUGAUUAUCCAACUGACUGGGGUAAGGCCAUCGGGAGGGCCUGGCAGGAACUCCUCAUAUCGAAAGAGAGGGCCGACGAGCAUAUGGCUGGUGGGGAUUUCCUUGCAAUCGAACUCAUUUACCAAAUCAACAGAGCCAGGCUCGAGGCGCCGCAAAAAAUAAUAUUGGAAUUUAUUGAAUAUUUUGCAGUUGAAAGUCCUUUAAAUAUUUUACAAUCUCCUAAAUUUCAGAUUGAGCAAAAGCGAAAGCAAGAUAUGGAUCAAGUGAGAAGUGAGAGGAAUGUUUCGAUCGUUGAAUGGUUCAGUUGCACGAAGAAGAACAUCCAACACUCCUUUCAGAGGGGUUUCUCCGUUGGCAGAGUUAUUCUCACCUAG
Messenger RNA from Helobdella robusta, 1971 nucleotides. RefSeq lists its product as hypothetical. The record is from RefSeq and is a predicted model, not a curated record. Gene Ontology annotation, molecular function: ubiquitin binding. Gene Ontology annotation, cellular component: nucleus. NCBI's taxonomy places the organism in Eukaryota, Metazoa, Annelida, Clitellata, Rhynchobdellida, Glossiphoniidae. The transcript is spliced from 13 exons. Bases 52 to 1971 code for a protein of 639 amino acids. Gene Ontology annotation, biological process: proteasome-mediated ubiquitin-dependent protein catabolic process.